Messenger RNA from Hyposmocoma kahamanoa, 961 nucleotides. Its product is annotated as chymotrypsin-1-like. The transcript is spliced from 5 exons. Gene Ontology annotation, molecular function: serine-type endopeptidase activity. Gene Ontology annotation, biological process: proteolysis. Lineage: Eukaryota; Metazoa; Arthropoda; Insecta; Lepidoptera; Cosmopterigidae. The record is from RefSeq and is a predicted model, not a curated record. The coding region runs from base 66 to 836 and encodes 256 amino acids.
GGUUUAAAUAACAAAUCCUUUGUAGGUGCACGUCUUAAAUACGGGUCAUUUAUAAUUAAAAUAUAAUGAAUAAGUUUCUGUGCGUGCCUGUAAUUCUGUUUUGGCUCUUUGCUCAUGUACAAGGAGCGCCGUCACAGAGGAUCGUUGGUGGAUAUGAGCCACCUCCUCAUUACGGAAGAUUUCAUGUCUCCCUACAAAACUUAACGGGCUAUCACGUUUGUGGUGGCGCGGUUGUUUCUGAUCGGCAUAUUAUUACUGCCGCUCAUUGUGUUAAUGGUGCGGAACCGGAAUACAUAAAAGCCGUUGUAGGAACUACGAAUUUGGCAGUUGGUGGACACGAAUAUGACGUUAAAUCAGUUCUAAUUCAUGACGAUUAUAGUGCCGAACUAAGGAAAAAUGACAUAGCAAUACUAGAAAUCAUUGGGAUCUUUGACUCAAAGCACGUUGAUAUUUUGAAACUAUAUAGGAAAGAGUUACUGGAGGGUGAUCCACUUACGUUGAGUGGAUUUGGAGCUCAGGAGCCUCACGGCGUUUCCAGUGACCAAAUGUAUGCUUUAAACUUAACAGUAUUUAGCCAGGAAACAUGUAGAUUUGCAAUGCGAUACAAUAGAGAAGUGUUCGACGAAAUGUUCUGUACGUUUAUUCAACUGGGGCAAGGAACUUGUCACGGAGAUUCCGGUAGUCCUAUACUGAAAGACGGUCAGUUGGCUGGUGUGGUCUCAUGGGGUAUUCCUUGCGCUGUUGGAUUUCCUGAUGUUCAUACAAGAAUCAACCCCUAUUUAUUUUGGAUAUUUGAAGAAAUGGGAAAAAGCAACGAUUGCUAUAGGCGUCAAUAAGUUUCAUUACAUCUUUAAUUUUGAAAUAUUUAGUUGCAAAAUUUAUUGAAUUAUCAAGUGUUUGCAAUUGAUUUAAUUUCAAUAAACAGAACAAAGUACCUAACGUAAAGUCUAUUUAGUACAGU